CUUUCCUGACAUAGCAUGUUUGGAUGAUCCAUCCCCGUGUUGGAGCAGAAUACUCCAAGAAAAAUUCUCAGUCUACUUUUCUUUUCCUUCUUUGACUCUUGGUUGCGUGUAAGAUGUCCGGGCUUCAGGGUCUUUCAGAAGAAGAGCUUCCUGAGCAGCAGGAGUGGAGCUCCAGCCUAGAUCAGGAGGACACCAAGCAUGAAGAGGAAGAACUGAGGAUCAGACAGGAUGGAGAGCCAUUUCAAGGACAGGAGGAGGAGACUAUUAUCAAGUUCCCAUUCAGCUCUGUCCCUGUGAAGAGUGAAGAUGAUGAAGAACCAGGAUCUGAUGUAGAGGGCUGUGGAGAAUCAGAACAAGCCAGUAGCUCAGAUCCAGGGAGACAUUUACAUCCAGAGAUUGAAGUCAAAAUUGAAGAGUGUUCUGAACCUGAGGCUGAAGACUAUAACAAUGUGACGUGCACAACAACGUAUUGCUCAGGUUUAAGUUCUGUGGAAAGAGUUAGAGAUCAGGAACCAAAGACCAAUGAGACAUUUCGUAGCUGUCCUGAAAGUGGCAUAAUAUUCACAAGGAAAAGUAGUCUAACCAAACACACGAGUAUUCAGACAAAGGACACACCCUUGGACUGCUCUAAGUUUGUUGGAAUAUCUAGCCCUGAAGCAAAUCUUGAACAGCAUUUGAUGAAUCACUCGGAGAAGACCGUCAGCUGCCCUGAGUGUGGCAAAGAAUUUGGAAACAAAUGUUAUAUGAGAAAUCAUAUGAAAACACACACAGGAAAGAAACCUUUCAGCUGCACUAAAUGUGACAAAAGAUUCAGACAUGGAGGUCAUCUGAAAGAACAUAUGAGAACUCACACGGGAGAGAAACCCUUCAGUUGCUCUGAGUGUGGCAAAAGAUUUGCACAUAGCAGCUAUGUGACAGUACAUAUGAGAACUCACACAGAAGAAAAGUCCUUUAGCUGCCAUGAGUGUGGCAAAAGAUUUCGAAACAAAUGUUAUAUGAGAAAUCAUAUGAAAACACACACAGGAAAGAAACCUUUCAGCUGCACUAAAUGUGACAAACGAUUCAGACAUGGAGGUCAUCUGAAAGAACAUAUGAGAACUCACACGGGAGAGAAACCCUUCAGUUGCUCUGAGUGUGGCAAAAGAUUUGCACAUAGCAGCUAUGUGACAGUACAUAUGAGAACUCACACAGAAGAAAAGUCCUUUAGCUGCCAUGAGUGUGGCAAAAGAUUUAGACGGAAGCAUCAUCUGAGAACUCAUUUGAUAAGUCACAGGGGACUGAAACCCUUCAGCUGCUCAGAGUGUGGCAAACAAUUUACUUGCAAGGCAUAUCUGGACCAUCAUUAUAUAGUUCACACAGAAGAGAAACACAUUAGUUGCUCGGAGUGCGGUAAAAGAUAUGCCCACAGAGCAGCUUUGAAAAGACAUAUGAUAUGCCACACAGGAGAGAGACCCUUCAGUUGCUCUGAGUGUGGUAACAAAUAUGCCUACAGAUCAACUUUGAAAAGACAUACAUGUAGACCCACACAGAAGCAAAACCCUUCAGUUGAUCUGAGUUAACAAAAAGUUUGGUGAAUAGGCCAUGUGUGUAAACACAAGAAUUCAUACAGGAGAAAAAAAAACUUAAGCUACAAAGAUUCCCAUGUUAUUCUCAAUUAAGAAGACACAAGUGAUGCUUUGUCAUGCCUCAGAACCAUUAAAGGGGCAAACAAGUUUUAAAGGAGACAGAAACAGGGGCUGAUGUAGAGGGUUGUGGAGGAAUUCAGAUCCAGACAGACAUUAACAGUCAAAGAUCAAGGCAAUGAAGUUGAAGACAUUCAUGAUGACUCCUAGAGAACAAGAGAGCAUCUUUUAGUUUCAUUAUGAGAAAAAAAUUCAGUUAUUAAAUGUAAUAGUGGAGAUGAACCAAUAACCAGUAAAACCUGACUGUUCUAAAUAUGGUAACAGUUUCAGCUGGAGUCAAUCUGAAAUGUCACAUCGGGGAAAAAUAAUGGUAUUUCAGUUUUUGAGAUAAGAAAUGCAGUCAGUAGUUGAGGUUCUUGGCAAAAGGGUGAUUUCCAAUGCUCCUAAAGCGUUGGUAUAAAUAAUGUUGAUCCAGUUAAGAUGAAUCGGUAAAUUUGAAAUGUAUGUAACUUUGAAAAAAAUGAAAAAAUAUAAUUCUUUAUUUUCUCCAAAAUUAACCCUCAGCAUGAGAUGGUGACAGAGCCUUUUGCAGCAGGUGCUGCUGAUGCAGUGAGACUCUAAAAAUUUUUAACAACAGACAACCUGGAUGUAAUUUACAGGACAAAUCGAAGAUUACCUUUCUUAACUUCUUAGUGUUCCACUCAAAACAUCAAGAGUUUCACAACAGUUUUCUCUUUUUACAGCUAUGCUAUUAACAAAGUUGAUAACUUACUCUUUUAUUGGUGUUGAAGUUGCAGAUAGUCUAA
Molecule: messenger RNA, 2428 nt
Organism: Cheilinus undulatus (humphead wrasse)
Lineage: Eukaryota; Metazoa; Chordata; Actinopteri; Labriformes; Labridae
Product: gastrula zinc finger protein XlCGF57.1-like
Exons: 2
Coding region: 114-1559 (481 amino acids)
Biological process (GO): regulation of transcription by RNA polymerase II
Cellular component (GO): nucleus
Molecular function (GO): DNA-binding transcription activator activity, RNA polymerase II-specific; RNA polymerase II cis-regulatory region sequence-specific DNA binding
Source: RefSeq, a predicted model, not a curated record